AUGAGUAGAUUCUUAUACAACUGGAAGUGGAACUCUGGAAGUAUUCAUUGCACUCCAAAAAUACUAAAAUUAGCUAAGGAUUUCGUCGCUAAAUCGCUCGGUACAGAACCAAUUGCAACAAGUGAAUACCAAAGAGAGUCUGCCCAUUUGUUUUUUGUUUUUGGGUAUAACCGUUCGAUAUUCGAUAUCCGCUGGAUUAGGGGUGUCAAUGGUUCCUCACACAUCUCUAGUUGUUUGAAAGAAAUACAAACAGCAAACUCAAAGCAAAACAAAAUUGUAAGAGCUAGAGUUUUUGCUGUGGAAACAACUAGUGCAAUAUCAAUGACCCUAUGCUUGUUAAUCUGCACUACUUUCCUUACUUCAUUUACUUGUGCAUAUCAUCUUAAAGGCCCUGAAGCUGCUGUUUUGGAGAAGGAAAAGAUAUACGAAGACUCAAAGCUUGUAAAUGCAAAUGAUUACUUUGCUUCAUCAGCGCUUAAUCCUAAUCAAUUCAAACCAUUGGCUAAUUAUGAUGGUAUCUAUGCAUCUGUGGUAGAUGCAAGAACAAUUCCAGCAAUCAAUACUAUUGGUAUUACUAUAAUUCGUUUAAUAUACGAGCCAUUAGCUCUCGUACCACUUCAUUCACAUCCUCAAUUUUCUGAGCUCAUGACUGUCUUAGAGGGUAGUUUAUAUGUUGGCUUUCUUGUUCCUAAUUCAAGUAACUUGCAAAAGACUCAACUCGUUUCCAAGAUCUUGAAUGCUGGUGAUGUGUUUGUUUUUCCACAAGGUCAUAUUCACUUUCAAUAUAAUGUGGGAAACACUAGUGCAACACUAAUCCAGGCUUUCAACGGCGCAAAUUAUAUAUCUGCCAUAGUUCCUAGUUCAAUCUUUGCUUCUGAUCCUCCUAUUAGCGAUGAUUAUCUUGCCAAAGCUUUUAAAUUGGAUAAGAUGGUGAUUGAAGAUCUUCGGAAGAAAUUCUCCUAAAUAAGACAUGUCACAAACGCUGGUCAUCAAAGGACAUGACACCUAUAUAUCCUUUCUGAUAAUACCGGGCUUUAUAUAAUCUUUGAUCAGUGAUAAGUUAGUAUAUUAGUAAACAGGAGCCGCUAUCGCUCACUAGCAUGAUGUCAAUCAUGUAGUGAAGGUUGCGGUUUGCAAAUAGUUAAUAGUUCUGUUGAACUAUUGAAAUAAAGAUGCAGGGAUGCCGGUAAGUUUUAAUAAAUCUUUUCUUCUUACUUGUAAGGUCGUUCACUACAGAAUAAAAUUUGAGAAAGAUCUAUGUCUCUGCAACUCUUAAAUUC
Nicotiana attenuata is the source of this 1280-nucleotide messenger RNA. RefSeq names its product putative germin-like protein 2-2. Gene Ontology annotation, cellular component: cell wall. The record is from RefSeq and is a predicted model, not a curated record. The transcript has 5 exons. Bases 1 to 963 code for a protein of 320 amino acids. Lineage: Eukaryota; Viridiplantae; Streptophyta; Magnoliopsida; Solanales; Solanaceae. Gene Ontology annotation, molecular function: manganese ion binding.